AUGGGCCGUACGGAGCUGCAAACGGAGGGGACGCCGGACGCGAGCCAGAUCAAGCUUGCUUGGCGCAUCAUGCAGCCCCAAAAAGGAACGCGAGCCCGUAGUUCAAUAGGAGCCAAUCCUCGGAGGAAGGCUAGCUUGCUGAAACCCUGGCCUGGUGGAGUUCGAACAGCUCAGCAGCGCUCAGCAGGGCCGCCAACGACCACGACCCUGAAGGUAAGGGACACCCACCUGAAGGCCGAUUGGAAAUCAGGUGGAUGUCGGCCAUGCAAGGCUGGCCAUACUAGCCUCAUCGAGUAG
This is a messenger RNA of Aspergillus luchuensis, 297 nucleotides long. RefSeq lists its product as uncharacterized. The transcript has 2 exons. Lineage: Eukaryota; Fungi; Ascomycota; Eurotiomycetes; Eurotiales; Aspergillaceae. The record is from RefSeq and is a predicted model, not a curated record. The coding region runs from base 1 to 297 and encodes 98 amino acids.